Molecule: messenger RNA, 189 nt
Organism: Parastagonospora nodorum SN15
Lineage: Eukaryota; Fungi; Ascomycota; Dothideomycetes; Pleosporales; Phaeosphaeriaceae
Exons: 2
Coding region: 1-189 (62 amino acids)
Source: RefSeq, a predicted model, not a curated record
AUGCACGACGCGCCCUCUGUUUACUCUCAACCGCACUCGAGCGACCUCUCCGACUCCUCAAGCACAAACUUCCAACCUGUCAAGAAACUGCAAACUCCCACCAUCAGCUUUCACGACGGCGUUGUGCUCGCUCACGACAACUCGAUCGAGCUCCGCAAGCACGCCCUCGCGGGAAAAGCUUUCGAGUGA